GGCGGGCCGGGGCGGGGCGUCUGGCCAGCUGAGCUAUUCCGGCUGACCGCGCCAGUUUGAAUGAAAGCUCCGCAAGAUGGCAGCGGCCGGAGCCGAGGCCGAGAGAGCCUGGUGUGUGCCUUGCCUAGUUUCCCUUGAUACUCUUCAGGAAUUAUGUAGAAAAGAAAAGCUCACAUGUAAAUCGAUUGGAAUCACCAAAAGGAAUCUAAACAAUUAUGAGGUGGAGUACUUGUGUGACUACAAGGUAGUAAAGGGUGUGGAAUAUUAUCUUGUAAAAUGGAAAGGAUGGCCAGAGUCUACAAAUACUUGGGAGCCCUUGAGAAACCUCAAGUGUCCACAGCUGCUGCAGCAGUUCUCCAGUGACAAGAGUAGUUACUUAUCUCGGGUAAAGAAAGGCAAGGCAGUCACUCCAAAAAACAGUAGCAAGCCCUUGCCACCUGCUGUCGCUGAGUACAUUGUAAAUAAAGCCAAGCAAAGAAUAGCUCUGCGGAGAUGGCAAGAUUACCUCAACAGAAGAAAGAACCACAAAGCCAUGAUAUUUGUUGAAAAUACCGUUGACUUGGAGGGCCCGCCUUCAGACUUCUACUAUAUUAAUGAAUACAGGCCAGCUCCAGGAAUCAUUUUAAACAAUGAAGCUACCUUUGGAUGUUCAUGUACAAACUGCUUCUUUGAAAAGUGUUGUCCUGUUGAAGCUGGAGUUGUUUUGGCUUAUAAUAAAAAGCAACAAAUUAAAAUCAAACCUGGGACUCCCAUCUACGAAUGCAACUCAAGGUGCCUAUGUGGACCUGAUUGUCCCAAUAGGAUUGUACAAAAAGGCACACAAUAUUCACUGUACAUCUUUAGAACUAGCAAUGGUUGUGGCUGGGGUGUAAAAACCCUUGUGAAGAUUAAAAAAAUGAGUUUUGUCAUGGAAUAUGUUGGAGAGGUAAUCACAAGUGAAGAGGAUGAAAAGCGUGGACAGUUAUAUGACAACCAAGGAAUCACAUACCUUUUUGAUCUGGACUAUGAAUCUGAUGAAUUCACAGUGGAUGCAGCUCGAUACGGAAAUGUGUCUCAUUUUGUGAAUCACAGUUGUGACCCCAAUCUUCAGGUGUUUAGCGUUUUCAUCGAUAAUCUUGAUACUCGGCUUCCUAGGAUAGCACUGUUUUCCACGAGAACCAUAAAAGCUGGAGAAGAGCUGACUUUUGAUUAUCAAAUGAAAGGUUCUGGAGAAUUAUCUUCAGAUUCUGUUGACCACAGCCCUGCCAAGAAAAGGGUCAGAACUGAAUGUAAAUGUGGGGCUGAGACUUGCAGAGGUUACCUCAACUGAAACUUCAGGAAAUGGAGAUCAUGAAUGUGUUUUGUUUUGUUCUAAGAACUGAAAAAGUAUUUGGGAUGCCUUUCUAUUAUCAAGAUUUUAUGUAUAUUAAUGUACAACUUGUGUCUCAAGGUAUUUACAAAGUACAUUACUGUUGCUUCUAAAAAGGACUGCAGGACCACAUAAACAGAAUAUAUUUGGUGGUUACAUACUAAAUAUGGAAAGUGAACUAUUUACAAAUCACCAUAUACUUAGUUAAGAAAUCUGAAUAGACAAGUGUCCCCUUUAGUGUUUGAAAAGAGUGAGAGAGUGGAUGUUAUGAAACCUUUUACCAUGACUCAGAUAAUUCAGUUUAGGCAAAUGCACAAAUUUUAUUUUGUUUUACUAUAUUGUUCCUGCUUAAUACUCACUGAUCUUGUAUUUGAGACAAAGAAGCAACACUGAAUUUUUUUACUAUAUUUUCUACUUUUACAUUAAAAUAUUGGCAUCUUAAUGAUAUAUUUCAGGUAUAAAA
Messenger RNA from Peromyscus leucopus (white-footed mouse), 1811 nucleotides. RefSeq names its product histone-lysine N-methyltransferase SUV39H2-like. NCBI's taxonomy places the organism in Eukaryota, Metazoa, Chordata, Mammalia, Rodentia, Cricetidae. The record is from RefSeq and is a predicted model, not a curated record. The transcript has a single exon. Gene Ontology annotation, molecular function: protein binding; histone H3K9 methyltransferase activity; zinc ion binding. Gene Ontology annotation, cellular component: nucleus. The coding region runs from base 77 to 1309 and encodes 410 amino acids.